This is a messenger RNA of Trematomus bernacchii (emerald rockcod), 3676 nucleotides long. Its product is annotated as NACHT, LRR and PYD domains-containing protein 14-like. The record is from RefSeq and is a predicted model, not a curated record. Gene Ontology annotation, molecular function: protein binding. NCBI's taxonomy places the organism in Eukaryota, Metazoa, Chordata, Actinopteri, Perciformes, Nototheniidae. Bases 141 to 3560 code for a protein of 1139 amino acids. The transcript is spliced from 12 exons.
GUUCAGCUUCACUUCGUGCUCGUCGGUCGUGUCGCACCUUCUCCUUCUCCUUCUUCUCUCUAAAGGUGUAACCUGGACCUGGACCUGAACCUGGACCUGAACCUGAGUCCCGCUGUGUUUCCUCAAAGAGUGACCGCUCAAUGGAGCCUCAAUCUGCUGACGGGGGGGUCCAGCAACAGAGACCAGACUCUCCCAGCUGUCUGUCCCUAAAGAGCGACGCCUCCAAGGACGACUUCUUAGACUUUAAAGGACGACCUCCAUCUGCUGAUCAGAAGGUCCAGCAGCAGAGACCAGACUCUCCCAGCUGUCUGUCCCUAAAGAGCGACUCCUCGAAGGACGACUUCAUAAACUUUAAAGGAAGACCUCCAUCUGCUGAUCAGAAGGUCCAGCAGCAGAGACCAGACUCUCCCAGCUGUCUGUCCCUAAAGAGCGACGCCUCGAAGGACGACUUCAUAAACUUUAAAGGACGACCUCCAUCUGCUGAUCAGAAAGGGGACCAGGAGAGCUCGGAGGUUCCCGGUGGUCCGUCUGCCCAGCAGUAUCAGACACAGCUGGACUCCAUAUUUACGCUGCUGGAGGACCACAUCGUCACUUUUGUGAAGAGCGAGCUGAAGAAGAUCCAGAAGGCUCUGAGUUCAGAUUACCCAGAAUACUUAGAGGGUCAGAGUGAGGAUGAGGAGGUGUUGGAGGCUGAGGAUGAAGAGCAGAGGAGGAGCAGAGAGGCAUUCCUGAACAUCACACUGCACUUCCUGAGGAGCAUGAAGCAGGAGGAGCUGGCUGACCGUCUGCACAGCAAAACCUUUGCUGGAGUUUGUCAGCGUAAACUUAAAUCCACCCUGAAGGAGAGGUUCCAGUGUGUGUUUGAGGGCAUUGCUAAAGCAGGAAACCCAACCCUUCUGAACCAGAUCUACACAGAGCUCUACAUCACAGAGGGGGGGUCUGCAGAGGUCAAUGAGGAACAUGAGGUCAGACAGAUUGAAACAGCAUCCAGGAAACCAGACAGACCAGAAAGAACCAUCAGACGAGAAGACCUCUUUAAAGCCUCACCUGGAAGAGAUGCACCAAUCAGAGCAGUGAUGACAAAGGGCGUGGCUGGCAUUGGGAAAACAGUCUUAACACAGAAGUUCACUCUGGACUGGGCUGAAGGCAAAGCCAACCAGGACAUCCAGUUCAUAUUUCCAUUCACCUUCAGAGAGCUGAAUGUGGUGAGAGAGAACAAGUACAGCUUGGUGGAACUUGUUCAUCACUUCUUCUCUGAAACCAGAGACGCAGGAAUCUGCAGGUUUGAUCAGUUCCCGGUUGUGUUCAUCUUUGACGGUCUGGAUGAGUGUCGACUUCCUCUGGACUUCCUCAACACUGAGAUCCUGACUGAUGUCACAGAGUCCACCUCAGUGGAUGUGCUGCUGACAAACCUCAUCAGGGGGAAGCUGCUUCCCUCUGCUCGCCUCUGGAUAACCACACGACCUGCAGCAGCCAAUCAGAUCCCUCCUGAGUGUGUGGACAUGGUGACAGAGGUCCGAGGGUUCACUGACCCACAGAAGGAGGAGUACUUCAGGAAGAGAUUCAGAGAUCAGGAGCAGGCCGGCACCAUCAUCUCCCACAUCAAGACCUCACGAAGCCUCCACAUCAUGUGCCACAUCCCAGUCUUCUGCUGGAUCUCUGCUUCAGUUCUGGAGGAGGUGUUGAAAACCAGAGAGGGAGGAGAGCUGCCCAAGACCCUGACUGAGAUGUACAUCCACUUCCUGGUGGUUCAGUCCAAAGUGAAGAUCGUCAAGUAUGAUGGAGGAGCUGAGACAGAUCCACACUGGAGUCCAGAGAGCAGGAAGAUGAUGGAGUCUCUGGGGAAACUGGCUUUUGAGCAGCUGCAGAAAGGCAACCUGAUCUUCUAUGAGUCCGACCUGACAGAGUGUGGCAUCGAUAUCAGAGCAGCCUCAGUGUACUCAGGAGUGUUCACACAGGUCUUUCGAGAGGAGAGAGGACUGUACCAGGACAAGGUGUUCUGCUUUGUCCAUCUGAGCGUUCAGGAGUUUCUGGCUGCUCUUCAUGUCCAUCUGACCUUCAUCAACUCUGGAGUCAACCUGCUGGCAGAAGAACCAACAACCUCCCAGAAGUCUGAAGUCAAACCUAAACUAACACAUCUCUACCGGAGUGCUGUGAACCAGGCCUUACAGAGUCCAAACGGACACCUGGACUUGUUCCUGCGCUUCUUCCUGGGUCUCUCUCUGCAGACCAAUCAGAAACUCCUACGAGGCCUGCUGACACAGACAGGAAGUGGCUCAAAGAUCAACCAGGAAACAGUCCAGUACAUCAAGAAGAAGAUGGAAGAGGAUCUGUCUGCAGAGAGAAGCAUCAACCUGUUCCACUGUCUGAAUGAACUGAAUGAUCGUUCUCUAGUGGAGCAGAUCCAACAGUACCUGAGUUCAGGAAGUCUCUCCAGAUAUAAUCUGUCUCCUGCUCAGUGGUCAGCUCUGGUCUUCAUCUUACUCUCAUCAGGAAAAGAUCUGGACGUGUUUGACCUGAAGACAUACUCUGCUUCAGAGGAGGCUCUUCUGAGGCUGCUGCCAGUGGUCAAAGCCUCCAACAAAGCUCUGCUGAGUGGCUGUAACCUGUCAGAGAGAGGCUGUGGAGCUCUGUCCUCAGUCCUCAGCUCCCAGUCCUCCAGUCUGAGAGAUCUGGACCUGAGUAACAACGACCUGCAGGAUUCAGGAGUGAAGCUGCUGUCUGCUGGACUGGAGAGUCCACACUGUGAACUGAAGACUCUCAGGCUGUCAGGCUGUCUGAUCACAGAGGAAGGCUGUGAUGCUCUGGCCUCAGCUUUAAACGCCUCCCAUCUGAGAGAGCUGGACCUGAGCUACAAUCAUCCAGGAGAGUCAGGGGGGAGGCUGCUGUCUGCUGGACUGGACACACUCAGCCUGGAGCCUGCUGCAGUCCGGUUCUUGAGGCCAGGUCUCAGGAAGUAUUCCUGUGGACUCACACUGAACUCAAACACAGUGAACAGAUUCCUCAAUCUGUUUGAAAACAACAGGAAGGUGACAUGGGUGGGAGAGAAGCAGAACUAUCCUGAUCAUCCAGAGAGGUUUGACUCCUGGUAUCAGCUGAUGUGCAGAGAAGCUCUGAUUGGUCGCUGUUACUGGGAGGUCAAGUGGAGCGGAGCGGUUCAAAUAUCAGUGACUUACAGAGGAAUCAGGAGGAGAGGAGAGAGUAAAGACUGUGGGUUUGGAGAGAAUGAUCAGUCCUGGAGUCUGAGCUGCUCUGGUGGUGGUUACUCUGUCUGGCACAAUAAGAGAACAACACACAUCCCCUCCCCCUCCUCCCCCUCCUCCUCCUCCUCCUCCUCCUCCUCCUCCUCCUCCUCCUCCUCCUCCUCCUCCUCUGGUAGAGUAGCAGUGUAUCUGGAUCAUCCUGCUGGCUCUCUCUCCUUCUACAGAGUCUCCUCUGACACACUGACCCACCUCCACACCUUCAGAACCACAUUCACUGAACCUCUCUAUGCUGGGUUUGGGUUUGGGUUUGGGUUUGAGUAUGGUUCCUCAGUGUCUCUGUGUUCUCUGCAGGAGUGACCCCCCCCCCCUGAUAAUCAAAGUGCGUCCUCUAACUCAGUGGUUCCCAAACUUUUUGUGCCCAAGGCACACCAAAGGACAAGUAAAAAUCUCAAGGCACACCUAUUGUGCAAAAU